AUGGUGAAGCUGGAGCGUUUUCCGCUAACAGAAGAAGUUCUUCCAUAUAAAGGAAAUUCUUCUAACGGAAGAAGUUCUUCCAUCAUGGUUAGAACAAGAAGAUCAGAUCUUUCCUUAGCUACUAGGGUAAUAGGAAGAGGUAGACACGAUAAGCAUCAUGCAGAUGAUGUUCACCGGCGUAGGCCGACCGCAUCUGCCCGUAGGCAACGAGUACAUGUUGCUAGGGCUGAGGAUGUUCCUCAGGUGACUGAGGAUAUUCCUCAUGUGACUGAGCAUGUUCCUCAUGUGGACGAGGACAUUCUGACUGCGGAUGUAGAUGUUGCGGACGUAGCUGCUGAUGGUGCUGAGGGAUCACCUGCUCAGCAUGGCGAGGGAUUCCCUGGUGGGCCACAUGACACAUCAUUGCUGACAUCAUUUGCUGACCAUGUGGAACAACCUGAGUUGAAGCUGGUCUCCCACGGUAGGAAAGUUGAUAAAUUUGGGAGUCCAGCGCCUAAGAUUGAAGGCCUUGUUGUCGGCACCGGAUUAAGUCCAUUGAUCGAUUGUUCUGUGGUCACUGGUAAUCCUAGACUUAUAUCUGCAUUUGUGGAGAGGUGGCAUAGGGAGACCAACACCUUCCACCUUCCAAUGGGGGAGUUGAUGAUCACACUGGACGAUGUGGUGUGUCUCCUCCAUCUUCCUAUCACAGAGGCAUUACACAGGUUUGAGCCUCUGGGCGUGGACGACGCAGUCUUGUUGUUAAUGGAGCUUCUAGAGGUAUCCGGCAAGGAGGCUCAAGUUGAGACCAUACUUAUCACUUACCUCCUCCACCUGGUGGGUUGUACUCUUUUUGCUAAUAAAAGUGCAACCCAUGUUCAUGUGGUGCAUUUGGAGGGUUUUCGAGACUUGGGUCAGUCUAGGGGCUAUGCCUGGGGAGUUGUCGUGCUGGUUCACAUGUAUGACCAGCUAAAUGAAGCUUCGCAGACCCCCACACGACAGAUGGGUGGGUACUUAACGCUAUUACAGUGCUGGAUAUAUGAGUAUUUUCCCAGUGUUCAUCAGUGUGUCACUGAUGAUGGAUAUGCUGAGAAGACCCCACGUGCCUCCAGGUGGCUUACGAUGAAGGCGCACAUGAAGGGGAUCAAGGGAGCGCCGUACAGGGGGCAGCUCAGAUGGGGUCAUGUUGUGGUCUAUGUCAGACCAGAGAGGGUGGUACAACAGUUCGGGUACAUGCACACCAUCCCUCCGCUGCCGGUUACUAGUUUGUUGUCGUAUGAGGACAUAAGCGACAGGUGGAUGCAUUUCGGGGAUCAUCUAGCACCUGCGGGUGAGAUUUGUGUUGUCCCCAGCCAGGUAUCAGCAGACUACAUGGAGUGGUUUUUUCAGAUAUCUCACCCUUUCGUCAUGUCAACCCAGGAAGGUGAUGAGCCCAGACAUCCACCUGCCCCAGAUGUGGAUGCAUACGUCGAGCCACAUAUCCCAGAGGUUCCAGUCCCAGCUAAUCUCCCUAGACCUUCAGUGGUUGCUUAUGAAGGUUGUGAAGCAAUCGCAAAAAGGUUGGAGCGUGUGCUCAACCUUAGGAUGGUCACUGCAAGAACUGAGUUACAUGAGAUCAUGGAAGAUUGUCUGCGGAUCGCUAGGGGUGACACCUCUGAUGGAAGUCUUAGGGCACGACGUAGACAGCGCAUAGAUUAG
Glycine soja is the source of this 1674-nucleotide messenger RNA. RefSeq lists its product as uncharacterized. NCBI's taxonomy places the organism in Eukaryota, Viridiplantae, Streptophyta, Magnoliopsida, Fabales, Fabaceae. Bases 1 to 1674 code for a protein of 557 amino acids. Gene Ontology annotation, biological process: meristem maintenance; meristem development. The record is from RefSeq and is a predicted model, not a curated record. The transcript has 7 exons.